Fraxinus pennsylvanica is the source of this 1422-nucleotide messenger RNA. The record is from the annotation of a GenBank genome assembly. NCBI's taxonomy places the organism in Eukaryota, Viridiplantae, Streptophyta, Magnoliopsida, Lamiales, Oleaceae.
AUGGGGAGGAAGAACAAAAGGAUAGGCAAAGGGAGGGUUUCAAGAAUUGGAAGUUAUGCAAUCGCCUCAUCAAUUACCGAUCCCGCUUGCGUUUCUUGCACAACCUUCAAUAUCCUUGCCCCAAUUUACAAAAGACUCAAUCACGAGGAUUCGAGUCACAGAGAAAGCGAUGUGAAAGAUUAUUGGUUGAACAGGAACCGUCAGAUUUUGGAUUGGUUGUUGUGUGAAAGAUCUUCUAUUAUUUGUCUCCAGGAAUUUUGGGUUGGUAAUCAAGAACUGGUUAGUAUAUAUGACAAGAGACUUGCGGAUGCUGGCUAUAUAAAUUUCAAGCUUGCACGGACCAAUAAUCGCGGUGAUGGUCUCCUCACUGCGGUGCACAAGGACUACUUUAGGGUCAUAAGCCACCAAGAUUUGCUUUUCAAUGAUUUUGGAGACCGUGUUGCCCAACUACUGCACGUGGAACUGAUUGCACCUUCUCAAUGUCGAAACAAUAAUGUUCGGCAAGAAAUUCUUAUAGUGAAUACCCAUUUGUUGUUUCCACAUGAUUCAAGUCUGUGCUUGGAGCGACUGCGUCAGGUUUACAAAAUAUUGCAAUACGUGGAAUCAUAUCAAAAAGAAAACAAGCUCAACCCCUUGCCGAUUUUACUUUGUGGUGACUGGAAUGGGAGCAAGAGGGGUCACGUGUACAAGUUUCUUAGGUCUCAGGGAUUCGUAUCAUCAUAUGAUACUGCCCAUCAGUAUAGCGAUGGAGAUGCUCACAAGUGGGUGAGCCACCGUAAUCAUCGUGGGAACAUCUGUGGUGUAGAUUUUAUAUGGCUUCUUAAUCCUAAUAGAUACCGGAAAUUACUUCAAACAAGUUGGAGUGCAGCAGUCUUUGGAAUGUUUAAGUAUCAACUUCGCCGAGCCUUACUUACAGAGGAUGAUGCGUUUGCCUUUCUAAAGGCUGAUACUGAUGGUGAUUACAUUUCUUAUGCGGGCUUCUAUGAAGCACUAAGGCAGCUUAAUUUGAUCGGCCAUUGCAAUGGACUGAGUGUUGAAGAAAUAAAGGAUCUAUGGGAACAAGCGGAUGUUGAUAGAGAUGGUGUUCUGAAUUACAAAGAGUAUAAGCUAAGAAUAUGGAAUGCCCCAUGGUCAGGGAAAAAUAGUGACAAAGCGAGUGAUGAUAUCUGGGACGAUGUUGUCAACGGCACCGAGGAAACCAUUGGUUUCAGUGUCAAGAAUGCAGUUCUUUUUCCGACAGAAGUAGAGAAGGGAAUUUGGCCUGAAGAUUAUUCUCUUUCUGAUCAUGCUCGACUUACAGUGGUUUUUUCGCCUAGUGAUUGGCAUGGGAUAUCCACCGAGAAUGUGUGUGAUGGGGAUCGCUUCAUGCUUUGGGGCCAGGCAGGAUUGCUGAAAAUUGUAGUUUCCAAGAAGAAUUUGUGA